UCCGCUCGCACAGUGCUCGACGUCGAGCAGUCCGCGUACGUUCGCAACAACGUUUCAACAAAUUAACGCGGCGGCAGCGGCAGCGGCAGAUCGAGCGGCAAAUCGCACGCGACCGCGGCAACGCGCUUCCGUUACGCGCGUGAGACACGGUUUCUGCUUCCGGUAACGUUAUGUCGCACGUUACAACCCCUCUAUAACGAAGAAGUGCAGCGUGCUGGUUACGCGGCCGCGAUCGACGCGGAAGCGGUGUGAAGAGCGAGCGGUGCCCGGAGCGAGAGAGAGAAAGAAAGAGAGAGAAAGAGAGAAAGAGAAGGAGAGAGGAAGCGGUAUACGACAGUACUGUGUGUUCGAUACGCGAUAAUCUCGAAGAGUUCUUACGCGGUGCCGCGUGCUUCUUCCAAUCUUUGCCCCUUCAUCCUCUUCUUCUCCCUUCCCUUUUUCUCUCCGUCUCUCUCUCUCUCUCUCUCUCUCUCUCUUUCUCUCUCUCUUUCUCUCUCUUUACCCAUCUUUCGCUCCAAAUUCGCCCGAGCGCGAUCUCCCCUGUUUUUCUUUCACAUCCCUCUCCGUUUUCGCUCCUUUCUGUCAUUUUGCUCUCUUUAUCUCUCUGUCUUUCGGCCUGGCGUUCUUUCACGAUAUCGUGGUGAAAUGCGCGUGACCGGUCGCGCCUCGGAGCGACGGCGACGACGUGCCUGGCGUCGUUGGUGGUGCACGUUCCUCUGACAAGCACGAGAGACGCGCGACGGCACAUCCCCUGCAGCCCUCGCUACUAUGAUAAUAACGAGAAGCGCGGUGACGGCGGCGGCGACGGUGACGAGGACGACGACGACGACAGCAAGGUGGGCGCUACUCCUGAAGCGAGACACGCACUGCCGAUAUUACGACAACGUUGACGGACAACGGCGAUCAACGACGACGGCCCUACGUAGCGACGCUGUCUCGGCGAUGUUGUCUCGGGAUCGCGGCCGUCGCGCGUUACACAGGAACGACAGCAGCAACAGCACCGACCGGAUCCACAGCAGCGGCUCCACAGUAAUCGCGUUGGCGCUGCCGUACUACUACUAUCACUAUUACUACCGCUAUUAUUGCAAAUACGUAGCCGCGCUGCUCGUCGACGACGAGAACAAUCUGGUAAUAGCACGAAUCCCACCGCGGCGGAACGACGCGGACAAUAGCGAGGCAUUAGUGACAGCGAACAGUGACGAUCACCUUCUCAAUCGCCAGAAUGGACUGCGUUGUUGCGCGUGACCAAGUGCCUCGCUACUACUACUCGCCCAAUCGACGAUACGCACGAUGGCAUAUAGAUGCGAUGAUGAUUAAUGCGGCGAGUUGUGCAAACGAUAAUCCGAGAGAAUCGAUCUUUCGCGAGUCAGUAACGACCCGAUAGCCAGUCAAUCGGUAAUAAUAUAACGUGUACUAGAGUCAUUCUCUCUCUCCGCGCGAUCGAUCGUCAUCGCGCCGGUAUACAGAGAAAACAGUGUUACAGACGAGCGCGUAGAAACUCGUGUCACGUACGGUCAUCGGCCAGUGUACACACUGGGUAGUGGGUGGAAAGGGGUGGACCGGGCUAUAGGAGAGGAACAGAGGAGGAGCUAGGUCGCCCGUCGAUCUAGAUAAGCCGUGUAAGCGCGAUAAGGUACGGUCGAACAUUUCGUCCUGAUCGCGAUUAACCUGUGACAGACUGUAAACAAGAUUUUUACAACUGUUUUCUGUACAACAUCAAGUAAUCGGAGAA
Cataglyphis hispanica is the source of this 1732-nucleotide messenger RNA. RefSeq lists its product as uncharacterized. NCBI's taxonomy places the organism in Eukaryota, Metazoa, Arthropoda, Insecta, Hymenoptera, Formicidae. Bases 769 to 1245 code for a protein of 158 amino acids. The record is from RefSeq and is a predicted model, not a curated record. The transcript has a single exon.